AUGACAGAUAGUGAAAAAGAAGAUAACAAGAUGAUGAGUGAAGAAGAACAUAUAGAUGAAAAGGAGGAAGAAGAGGAAGAGGAGAGUCAUGAUGAUCACGACCACGAUGAAGAUGAUGAAGGUGACGAAGAAAAGGGUGAUUCAAAGAGUGGUGCUGCUGGUGCAGUGUCUGCAGAUGGCAAAGAAGAGAAAGCAAAACGUAGUAAAUCAAGUCACAAGAAACCAUCGACACAAUUACCAAUAGCAAGAAUCAAAAGAAUUAUGAAAAAUGAUAAAGAUGUUAAAUUGAUUUCAUCAGAUGCUUCAUUAUUGAUUACAAAAGCAACUGAAUUAUUCCUUGAACAUUUAGUUCAAGAAGCUUAUAAUGCAACAUUAAGAGAUAAAAGAAGAAUUUUAUCUUAUAAAGAUUUGUCAACAACUGUUAAAGAUAAUGAUAGAUUAGAAUUUCUUUCAGAUAUUAUACCUCAAAAAUUAACUUUAUAA
Messenger RNA from Cavenderia fasciculata, 483 nucleotides. RefSeq names its product putative histone-like transcription factor. Gene Ontology annotation, cellular component: CHRAC; nucleus. The record is from RefSeq and is a predicted model, not a curated record. Lineage: Eukaryota; Evosea; Eumycetozoa; Acytosteliales; Cavenderiaceae. The transcript is spliced from 3 exons. The coding region runs from base 1 to 483 and encodes 160 amino acids. Gene Ontology annotation, molecular function: protein heterodimerization activity.